AUGAACGUGGAUGAGAUUUAUCGCGACGAGGCGUCGGCGGCGAGCAUCCCGCAGCUGCGGGGCCGCCCGUCGCUGCGGCUGGCGCCCCUUCCGAGCACGCCGCCCCCUCCGACGCCGCUGAAGUGUUGCGACACCAACACGAUGGGGAAUGCGAAGCAGACUCGAUAUCUGCGCAGCCGUCGAGGGGUGCUGAGCGCCGUGCGUACAGCACCGACGUCGCCGGUGGAGUUGCGGCCGCGAGCGGUGCCCCCUCAAAGGCCGCUUACGCCAACCGUCACCGCAGCCCCCCCGCGCCCUCGCGGCCCCGCCCUGAUAGAGCCAAACGACGACAAUGUUGGCAGUGGCUGGUGUUUCCCGCAGGUUGUUGGCGGCGUCACCGCAGCGGGGGGAGGGAGUGCCGGCGAGGAGGAGCAGGUGGAGGGGGAGGAAGAGAGUUUGGCUCUGAGCAGUCGGUGGGUAUCAUUUUCGUUUGCCAGUGCACUCACCUCGCGGCGGCAGUCCGAGAGUUGCCAAGCGUCGCCGUCGCCGCGGCCGCGGGCGGCCAUCCUCCCGUCAAAUUUUCCCGAUCUCCACCUUUCUGAUGAGGAGGACGCACCGACUGAGUGCGUCACCGCCGCCACUAGCAUGCGCCGCACCCCAACAUCUGCGCCACCGCCGCCGUCGCCCAGGCGGCCAUGGGUCGCCUUCCAUGAUACCUCUGUGGAAGCCCUGAAGGGGGAGGAGAAGGAGGAGGACGAGCAAGACGGACUUGUCGCAAGGGGCAGAAGGAGUCUGCUGCUGACCUCCGCCCCCGUCCCCCAUGCACUAGAGGCCAGUCCCACGGCUGGCAUGAACGCCUGCCCCAGUGAAGGGGAAGGACUGCAGCCGAUGCGUCGCAGUCAUGGAAAGCGCGAGCGAUCGGCUCCACCCUCGCCAUGGACGACUUCCUUUGUCCUUUGCGACAGAGCCUCCUCAUGCCACGUCGCGACUGUGACUGGCACGAGGGCGGCGGGGAGGCGGGAAGAAGAUGUGGCGACUGAGGCGAAACGGUCAAAGACGGAGUCUUCUCUGCUGUGGCCCCAGACACAUGCGGAGGUGACACGACGCGAGGGGACUGCCGAGCACGACACGGAGAGCGGCCCGUCUGCCGUCACAGUGCGAUCGUUCAUACCCACUGCUGACGGUGGAGCGUCAAUGGUUCUCGUGGACGGCCCCACCCCAACCCCGUGGCGUGAACGGUUUGCUCCUCCUCUUCCUCCUGUCGCCGCCGCCGGCGGCGGCGAAAGUGAAUGCCGUGUUUCGAUGGUAGUCGACAUCCGCUCCAGUGACACCGUUGUGACGCCCAAGGCGCUCUUUGGCGAGGCAACCGCAGCUGACGACGAUGCUGUGAACGUGCAGGAGGGUGGGAGGGCUGUAGGCGCCGAGGCCAACGUUGUCGUUUUGCGUCAGCACAAUGCCCGCGAUGCGGCUGCCACGGCGGUAUGCGGACCAGAGGCAGAGACACCGACGGACAAGACGGUGGGCGACGGUUGCGGCGCGAGUGACGAAAGUUUUGUGGUGCCGACUUCCUGCGCACGCCCAAGUGAUGAGUUGAAGGCAUUGAUUGAAUCCACACGAGAGGAGGUGCGGCAGGCGAGCGAGCGGAUUAUCGCCGCCCUUCACGCCCACCGCUGCACAUCCUGCGAGGAGGGUGGCGGUGUCGGUGUCAGCGUCGGCGGCGAGGACUGCACCUUGAUUACUGACUCGCUGCAGCUGGCCGUUGGUAGAGCCUUGACAGGGCCAAGCGGCGACGCCGCCAGCAGCAGCAGCAGCAGCCCCUGGAUAUCGACGGAGAGCGGCGAGCUGCGACGUGAGCUGGCAGCGCGUGCGGGUUGUAUUUUGCGUCGUCUGCGCGGCUACGAUCACACUGAUGCGGGAAUCCUUCCAAUGGCUGUAGUGGCCCGUGUGGUGCGGCAGGUGCUGUUUCAUGACGCCACCGCUGACGCAACGCCGGGGCGUUGCAGCGAGGGCUCGGUUAAUCUUUCGUGGGGUCUUGCCUCGCCCUCCCUGGUGUGUUGUGCUACUCCGGAAGCGCAGCAGAAGCCGCAAGGCGCAGAGGAAAGUGCCAUGGAGCUUUGCAUGAGUCUCUGGCGAUGCUUCCGUGAGCGCUUCGGCGCGCGCCACACGGCAACCCGCUUUGGCAUCAUGGGCAGCGCGGACGCAGACGGCGAUUUGGGGGGCAGCAGCCGCAGUAGUAGUAGCAGUGGCAGCACAAGCCACACGUAUGCGUUUGCGACCUGCUUCCCACGUGUGCGACUGCAGCUGAGUCCACUGGGGCAACCGCUGCCGUCCUCACCGCCGCAGUUAGACACCUGCAUUAACUACAGUACGUUUGCAGCCAGUCUCGUUGAGUUGAACUAA
Trypanosoma rangeli is the source of this 2379-nucleotide messenger RNA. RefSeq lists its product as uncharacterized. The coding region runs from base 1 to 2379 and encodes 792 amino acids. The record is from RefSeq and is a predicted model, not a curated record. The transcript has a single exon. NCBI's taxonomy places the organism in Eukaryota, Euglenozoa, Kinetoplastea, Trypanosomatida, Trypanosomatidae.